This is a messenger RNA of Eruca vesicaria subsp. sativa (arugula), 795 nucleotides long. NCBI's taxonomy places the organism in Eukaryota, Viridiplantae, Streptophyta, Magnoliopsida, Brassicales, Brassicaceae. The record is from the annotation of a GenBank genome assembly.
AUGUAUAUUUUAUCGCCUGUAUCAAAACGCCUCCUAUUGGUCCCUAUCUUGGCCGUGAUGGCCAUACAAUUUCUCUUUGUACGCACUGUUUGGUCAUUAAACAUGACAAAUACAUAUCUACACCACAAAUGCUUUGUCGAUCAAGGAAAAUUCAAGCCGGGAAGUGAGUAUGAGGAAAACCUAAAAUUUAUCGUCGAGCCAAUCCCUGUAACGAGUGAGAGUUUUGAAAGAGGUACCAAAAUGGAAAUGGUUGGUGAAGGUCCUGAUUUAAUAUCCUUCAUCCUUCAGUGCCGUGGCGAUACAAGUGGGCCUAGAUGCCGUUCUUGCUAUGCUACUGCCCUUGCCGCGCUUCGCAGAAGAUGUCCGAGAUACAAAGGACGAAUUAUAUGGUACGACCAAUGCAUUCUCGAGAUAUCUACGAUUGAUUCUUUAGAUAAGAUCGACUACAACAACAAUUUAUGUAUGUCGAAUGGAAAGAAAGUGAUGGCCCAUUAUUAUUCAAACUCGGAGUGGCUCGAUCUCAUCCACAAUCUAACAACUAAAGCCAUUCGUCAAGGCAAUUCAAAAGGGAUGUACUACGCAGCGGGGGAGACGAGGCUUGCAACGGAAAAUAUAUAUGCAAUGGUGCAGUGUUCUUUCUACUUGUCGUCAAAGGAUUGCGAGAAUUGUGUGAGACAUAAUAUCAAGCAUUAUCAAGAUCACUUGUUUAAUAAACAAGGAGCUAGAGUUUUAGGUAAAAGUUGUAGCUUUAGGUAUGAAUUUUACCCCUUCCUCCUUGAGAAGACCCGUCCUUAA